Anguilla anguilla (European eel) is the source of this 1662-nucleotide messenger RNA. RefSeq names its product TGF-beta receptor type-1-like. The transcript has 9 exons. Bases 81 to 1574 code for a protein of 497 amino acids. Lineage: Eukaryota; Metazoa; Chordata; Actinopteri; Anguilliformes; Anguillidae. Gene Ontology annotation, biological process: cellular response to growth factor stimulus; transforming growth factor beta receptor signaling pathway; activin receptor signaling pathway. The record is from RefSeq and is a predicted model, not a curated record. Gene Ontology annotation, cellular component: plasma membrane; activin receptor complex. Gene Ontology annotation, molecular function: SMAD binding; activin binding; activin receptor activity, type I.
AAGCAAAGACUACAGAAGUUGUGCGCGAGAGAGACAGCUUGCUGGCUAGCUGGGCUAGAGUUAGCAAAGUGAGAAUCAUAAUGGAUACAAAUUCCUGUUUUUUAGUCGUUUUAGUCCUGCUUUCCGGGACAGGGAUUCGAGAAACGCAAGGUCUGCAGUGCCACUGUCAGCGGUGUCCGAACUCCACCUGCGUGACGGACGGCCUCUGCUACGUCUUCAUGAACAAGUCGGGGGGCAAGUACACGCAGGGGUUCGGCAUGUGCCUGAAGGAGUCGGACCUGUACCCCCCCGACCGGCCCUUCGUCUGCGCCGCCUCCACCAAGGACAACACCGGCAUCUACCCCCUGUGCUGCGACACCGACUUCUGCAACAAGGACCCCGACCUCAGCGACUUCAUAGUCCCCACCCCCAGGCCGCCGCCGAUGGGGGCGGUGGUGCUGGCGGCGGCCAUCGCGGUGCCCGUGUGCGCGCUGUGCGUGGUGCUGGUGCUGGUCUUCUGCGUCUGCCACAGCCGCGCGGUCAUCCACCACCGCGUGCCCAGCGAGGAGGACCCCUCCCUGGACCACCCCUUCCUGGCCGACGGCACCACCCUCAAGGACCUGAUCUACGACAUGACCACCUCCGGCUCGGGCUCAGGCCUCCCCCUGCUGGUCCAGCGCACCAUCGCCAGGACCAUCAUCCUCCAGGAGAGCAUCGGGAAGGGGCGCUUCGGCGAGGUGUGGCGCGGCCGCUGGCGGGGCGAGGAGGUGGCGGUGAAGAUCUUCUCCUCGCGCGAGGAGCGCUCCUGGUUCCGCGAGGCCGAGAUCUACCAGACCGUCAUGCUGCGGCACGAGAACAUCCUGGGCUUCAUCGCCGCCGACAACAAAGAUAACGGCACGUGGACGCAGCUGUGGCUGGUGUCGGACUACCACGAGCACGGCUCCCUGUUCGACUACCUGAACCGCUACACCGUCACCGUGGAGGGCAUGAUCAAGCUGUCCCUCUCCACCGCCAGCGGCCUGGCACACCUGCACAUGGAGAUCGUGGGCACGCAAGGCAAGCCGGCCAUCGCCCACCGUGACCUGAAAUCCAAGAACAUCCUGGUGAAGAAGAACGGCACGUGCUGCAUCGCGGACCUGGGGCUGGCCGUCCGCCACGACUCGGCCACCGACACCAUCGACAUCGCCCCCAACCACCGGGUGGGGACCAAGAGGUACAUGGCCCCGGAGGUUCUGGACGACUCCAUAAACAUGAAGCACUUCGAGUCGUUCAAGAGGGCCGACAUCUACGCCAUGGGCCUGGUGUUCUGGGAAAUCGCGCGGAGGUGUUCCAUCGGCGGCAUCCACGAGGACUACCAGCUGCCGUACUACGACCUGGUGCAGUCCGACCCCUCGGUGGAGGAGAUGCGCAAGGUCGUGUGCGACCAGAAGCUCCGGCCCAACAUUCCCAACCGGUGGCAGAGCUGUGAGGCGCUGAGGGUCAUGGCCAAGAUCAUGCGGGAGUGCUGGUAUGCCAACGGCGCCGCCCGCCUCACCGCCCUGCGCAUCAAGAAGUCCCUGUCCCAGCUCAGCCAGCAGGAGGGCAUCAAGAUGUAGGCCGCCAGCUCCACCCUCCGCCUCGCUGUCUCACUGUGUCUCUGUCUGUCUCUUUCACUGUCUCUCUCUCUCUUUAUCUCUCACACAC